Pectinophora gossypiella (pink bollworm) is the source of this 1903-nucleotide messenger RNA. RefSeq names its product SET and MYND domain-containing protein 4-like (gene Smyd4-4). The transcript is spliced from 2 exons. Bases 1 to 1815 code for a protein of 604 amino acids. Gene Ontology annotation, molecular function: protein binding. The record is from RefSeq and is a predicted model, not a curated record. Lineage: Eukaryota; Metazoa; Arthropoda; Insecta; Lepidoptera; Gelechiidae.
AUGUCUAUUGAUUCUUGCUACGAAAACGUCAUUGCAAAGCUAACAAAUCAGGGGAAAAUCAAGGAUAUUUCCCAGAAACUAUUAUCAUUAACAACAAAUGGCGAAAGAGUUUUGUAUGUAUAUGAACUCCUAGGCACCUUGAAAGCACUACCCAAAGUCACAGCGGUCCAUAAGACUGAAAAUGUGUCUUCAUACUACCGUAACCAAGGUAACCAGGUUUUUAAAAACAAAGAUGAUUACAGAGCAUUGCAGUACUAUAAUUUGGCCCUCCUACAUGCCCCUUUGAAGUCAGAAUGUUAUUGCUUAGCUUUAUCCAACAGAUCUGCUGUUUUUCUCUCUCUGAAAAAGUACAAAGAAUGUUUGCAGGACAUCAAAGAAAUACAAACCAUGGAGUAUCCAGAAAAAUUAAAAGAUAAAAUGUUGAAAAGACAGACCACAUGUGAAGAAUAUUUUGCAAAAGAAAAUGAAUUUAUACAUGAAAGUAAUGAUGAAACCACACAAAAAAUACUCAAACUAGAAGGGCCAAGAGAUCCUAGAUUUCCUUGUGCAAGUACUAAAUUAGAAGUGGUCUUCAGUGAGGAAAUGGGUCGUCAUGUUAUUGCAAGAGAGGAUAUUAAAGUCGGAGAAAUUUUAGUUCAAGAAGACCCUUAUUUUACAUUGUUAUUAAAGUCUCAAUUUCUAUUCAGUUGCAGCUAUUGUUUAUCUCGGGAUUUAAAUUUACUACCUUGUACAAAGUGCUGCUUAAGUCUUUACUGUAGUGAGGAGUGCAGAAAGAAAGCAUGGGUGGAGUACCAUGCAGUUGAAUGCUAUUUGAUGGCAACUUUGGUCCAAAUGGACUUUACAAAAUUAGAACUUCUUGCUUUGAGGACAGUGAUUAAAGCUCGUAAUGACCACUCUGAUUGGGAAGGCCUGCUUGAUACCAUCAAAGAGGCUGAACGUAAUAUGAAUAAUGAAUAUCGUGGUCAUGUCAAAGUUGAUGGCGAAUGGGUAUAUGAUUCUCAGUAUUAUCCAUCAAUACAUACUCUAGCCUCCAAUAUAGAGAAGAGGUCAAUAUCUGAUAUCUUCCAAAAGGCGGUUACUGCUGCAGUAUUCUUACACUUUUUGAUUACGAAUACUGAUUUUCUUAAGCCUGAUAAUAAGAGCCAGGAAGAAGCAGUACUUAAUUGUGUUGCUGGGACAUUACUACUGCAUAUUAUGACGAGUCCGACCAAUAUGCAUGGUCUGAGUACGAACAUACAGACUUGGGAUGGCAACUACAUAGAAGAGAUGAGUAUAGCCAGCGCACCUUAUGCUUAUCACAGUCUUUUGAAUCACUCAUGUGCUCCCAAUGUUGUGAGGUUUAGCAAAUUGAGAACAGGACAGAUGACUUUGUACGCUUUAAGACCUAUCAAAAAAGGGAUGCAGUUAUUUGACAACUAUGGGUCACACCAUGCUUUACAAGACAGGCAAAGCCGUCAAGAGGCCUUGAGGUUCCAGUACAAAUUCACAUGUCUCUGUGAAGCAUGUGUUAAUAACUGGCCUACGUAUCUACAAAUGACUCGAUGUAGAAAUGUACCAGCAAACAUCCUGAGAACUAAAGACAAAAUUCUAGAUGCAGAUGCCAUAGACGAGCUACAGAAGGGAGAUCAAGGUACUGCUUUGAAGUUAUAUAAACCUCUAUGCGAAUUGAUUGAAGCUUUAGAGCCGUACGCCCCAUGCGGGGAAUUAGCUGAUUGUCAGGAAUCAGUGAAGCAGUGUUUGACGAUAUUGAGGGGUCUGGUGCCUUAUGGUUAUAGUAAGAUAGUGCAAUGGGAUGCUGUGCCUAAAGUAAAAUAGAUCGUCCACUAGAUUUAUUGAAGUUGUAGAAUUUUGUUUGAGUUUUGAGUGUACUGGGAUAGAAAUAAUUAUCAUAUGCGGGCAAAAA